CCUCCCGCGCGCGCCAAGCCCCGCCCACGCGCAGGCAGCGUCUCUUCCGAUUGGGCAGCGCCGCCAGGCCGUCGGGGUGGGGCGAGAGUCGUCGCGUCCGGGUGACGUCUCCCGCGGGCUUCGGGAGGGGUUGUCGGCGUCCGCAGCAGUGUCGGCCGCCGCGGCGGCGGGUGGGAAAUGGCGGAGUAUUUGGCCUCCAUCUUCGGCACCGAGAAAGACAAAGUCAACUGUUCAUUUUAUUUCAAAAUUGGAGCAUGUCGUCAUGGAGACAGAUGCUCUCGGUUGCACAAUAAACCGACCUUUAGCCAGACCAUUGCCCUCUUGAACAUUUACCGUAACCCUCAAAACUCUUCCCAGUCUGCUGACGGUUUGCGCUGUGCUGUGAGCGAUGUCGAGAUGCAGGAACACUAUGAUGAAUUUUUUGAGGAGGUUUUCACAGAAAUGGAGGAGAAGUACGGGGAGGUGGAGGAGAUGAACGUCUGCGACAACCUCGGAGACCACCUUGUUGGGAACGUGUAUGUCAAGGUAGGAGUGAGACGGCAAGUGGGGCUGAGGAAGGGUUAGUGCCCUCAGCCGUUAACCUUGAAGUUCCACGUGCUCGGACCUGUCCAUGAAUUCGAUGCGCUGACCGGCCCUCGUUGGCUGCGGCUUGGGUCCGGUGGCCGGCCCGCGGGUGCCGGGAAGACGCAGGGAGGGCCCCGCUCAGCGGGUGUCUUCGGCUGUUGUUGGUUAGCGGCUGUUGAACUGGGGAGAAGCAGCUGGUUUAUAUGUCUGGUUUCUUCUCCCCCCCACCCCUUUUCUUAAUAAAACUUUCAUUGCCUGCAUAAAUCAUGACGUGUUCUUUUAACCAGUUGAAUUUGAAAACCAUGGCAACGUACAUGGCAUGAGCUUGGACCGUAGCAAAAUUAACUCAUUGUAAAUAAAGGGUGGGCUGGUUCUUAAAUUGCUCUCCGACAUUAUCCCACCCGAAUUACUUUACCUGUGAGUGGGUGACGCAUAGUUGAGUCAGUAGUUGAAGACGU
This is a messenger RNA of Physeter macrocephalus (sperm whale), 1022 nucleotides long. It is a transcript of the gene U2AF1, whose product is annotated as U2 small nuclear RNA auxiliary factor 1. Gene Ontology annotation, cellular component: spliceosomal complex; U2AF complex. Gene Ontology annotation, biological process: mRNA splicing, via spliceosome. The transcript has 5 exons. The coding region runs from base 178 to 564 and encodes 128 amino acids. The record is from RefSeq and is a predicted model, not a curated record. Gene Ontology annotation, molecular function: pre-mRNA 3'-splice site binding; metal ion binding. NCBI's taxonomy places the organism in Eukaryota, Metazoa, Chordata, Mammalia, Artiodactyla, Physeteridae.